This is a messenger RNA of Columba livia (rock pigeon), 1451 nucleotides long. RefSeq names its product cornichon family member 1 (gene CNIH1). The coding region runs from base 118 to 600 and encodes 160 amino acids. Gene Ontology annotation, cellular component: COPII-coated ER to Golgi transport vesicle; endoplasmic reticulum membrane. The record is from RefSeq and is a predicted model, not a curated record. Gene Ontology annotation, biological process: endoplasmic reticulum to Golgi vesicle-mediated transport. The transcript has 6 exons. Lineage: Eukaryota; Metazoa; Chordata; Aves; Columbiformes; Columbidae.
CGCUGCGGGCGGGGCGGCGCAUGCGCGAAGACGCCCCGGCGCGGCCCGGCGGUGAAUGAUCGCUCCCGGCAGCCCCCGCGCCGCUCGGCCCCGCCGCGGCUCGCCCGCCCCGCCGCCAUGGCCUUCACGUUCGCCGCCUUCUGCUACAUGUUGGCGCUGCUGCUCACGGCCGCCCUCAUCUUCUUCGCCAUCUGGCAUAUCAUAGCAUUUGAUGAACUGAAGACGGAUUACAAGAAUCCCAUAGACCAAUGUAAUACACUCAAUCCUACAGUUGAAAAGGUCAAAAAGAUUAAAAGAGUCAAAAUUGCAUUGAAGCUUGUCCUUCCCGAGUACCUCAUCCACGCCUUCUUCUGUGUCAUGUUUCUCUGUGCAGCAGAGUGGCUUACGCUGGGGCUCAAUAUGCCUUUGUUGGCUUAUCAUAUUUGGAGGUACAUGAGCAGACCCGUGAUGAGCGGCCCUGGGCUGUACGAUCCCACAACCAUCAUGAAUGCAGAUAUUUUAGCCUAUUGCCAGAAAGAAGGAUGGUGCAAAUUAGCAUUCUACCUUCUAUCCUUUUUUUACUACCUAUAUGGCAUGAUUUAUGUUCUGGUGAGCUCUUAAGAAGACGUUUGACAAGCUUUGUUCCAGUUAAGUGCAUGCAAAAGCCACAAACCACGGAUUCUUUACAACAAGAACCUCUUACCAAGAUUAAAUCCGGAAUCUGAUGAUCGCAUUUGCGUUAGAAAACGACGACUCCCCUAUUUUUAAAAUAUUUCCACAUUUUAUACUUGUGGAAAGACUCUUUUCUUAUAUUUUACUGGGACACUGAAAUUAAAGAAGUACAUGUCAAUUAAUAUAAAGAUUACUGGGUUUCGAGAAGUUUUGACUUUGCACUCCAUAAGGAACAGCCGUAAUCUUCAAGUAGGUAUUUGUUACUACCAGCCUUAGUACACUAGGGAGUUUCUUUAGGCCGGGCUUUGUAGCGGCUCGUUUGGACUCGCGUGUCCCGCUCUAAAUCAGCUGCCGAGCGCGUGGGGAGGACCAGAGGUGCUGGGGGUUUGACCUGGGAGCGCCGUUGGUCUUAAAGAGCUGAAUUCACGGACACAAUUGCAAAAAUAGGAGUUUUGUUUAGUUUGGUUUGUUUUUUCUAUGGUUAAUCUUUCCUGUAUGUCUGUAUUUUCUCCAAACGUUAACCUUGCUUUAAGCUCAAACGUGUGUCAUUGCGAUAGAAGUUGAAUUGUCCACGAGGGAAUGAAUUGAAAUGAGUUUUGUUUUUAAUGUCUGUGCUGUCUUAUUAACAAAUGGACAAACCUACAACAAUGAUGAAGUCCAAUGAUGAAAAUACUCCUGAGUUGAAGAGUAAUAACUACAGAGCUUUUCAAAGCAGAAAGUGAGCUUGUGAAACUGCCCCGCUGUUCCUUAGUGCAAUAAAAAAUAAUAAUAAUAAUAAAAAAAAUUCUCAAAUUCAGAAA